GUCAUUAUUUAGUAUACCUUCACAUCCUCCCAUGUGCCAUAUAAAAGGAUGUAAUUUAUAAAUAGAAGCAUUGUAAGUGCACCAUUAAACAUUGCAAGUGAAAAAUAGAGCUAAAAAAUGAGUAACAUAAAACGCAAGCUUGAGGGUGAAAUAGAGAUCAGGGUAACUGCAGGAGAUGUGUACCAUGAAAUAUAUGAGAGUAAACCUCAUCAUGUAUCUCAUGCUGCCCCUCAUUUUGUGCAAAGCUGUGACUUGCAUGAAGGUGAACUUGGUAAGCCUGGUUCAGUCAUUGUUUGGAAGUACAAGACAGCUGCGAGUGGGAAACCUCUGAUAGCAAAGAAUAUAAUUGAAGAAAUAGACAAGGAAAAAAAGUUGGUGAGACAACGAUGCAUUGAAGGUGAUCUGUUGGAUGAUUAUAAGACCAUUACUGGUAUCUGUCAGGUCAUACCUAAAGACUCUGAAACCUCCAUUGUUAAGUGGGGUUUUGAGUAUGAGAAACUGCAUCCUGGUAGUCCUGAACCAACUGCUUUGCUUGAUUCUUUACUUGCUGCUGCUAAAGACAUUGAUGAUCAUCACCAUGGCGUCAAGAAGUAAUCAAUAUAAUCUUCCGACCUUUAAUUAUAAUUUGGUGUGUUUCGAUUUACCAUGUUAUUGCUAAAUAAGCUAAGGCUAAGUUAGGUAUUCCUUCACUCGAGGCCAAUACCGAAUAGUCUAGCAUGCAUGAUCUUGUAAAAUAUGUGCGUAUUUCGGAGUGUAAUAUUCACUAUAUUGCUGUAAUGUUAUCUUUUUUUAUUA
Amaranthus tricolor (Joseph's coat) is the source of this 795-nucleotide messenger RNA. RefSeq names its product MLP-like protein 34. The record is from RefSeq and is a predicted model, not a curated record. The coding region runs from base 118 to 594 and encodes 158 amino acids. Gene Ontology annotation, biological process: defense response. The transcript is spliced from 2 exons. NCBI's taxonomy places the organism in Eukaryota, Viridiplantae, Streptophyta, Magnoliopsida, Caryophyllales, Amaranthaceae.